Molecule: messenger RNA, 1259 nt
Organism: Psammomys obesus (fat sand rat)
Lineage: Eukaryota; Metazoa; Chordata; Mammalia; Rodentia; Muridae
Product: histo-blood group ABO system transferase 2
Exons: 6
Coding region: 1-1005 (334 amino acids)
Biological process (GO): carbohydrate metabolic process
Cellular component (GO): vesicle; membrane; Golgi apparatus
Molecular function (GO): glycoprotein-fucosylgalactoside alpha-N-acetylgalactosaminyltransferase activity
Source: RefSeq, a predicted model, not a curated record
AUGGGCACCCAAGGAGACCGAAGACCAAAUUGCUACUCGAUUCACCUUGGAAUCCUUCCCCUCCUGGUGCUUGUCUUAGUCUUCUUUAGCUACCACUUCCUGAGCCUCAGAAGCCAGGAACUGGAGGACUCAGGAGCUGUGACUAGGAUGACCUAUCCCCAGCCAAAGGUGCUAACACCCAGUAGGAAAGACGUUCUUGUCUUGACUCCUUGGCUGGCUCCCAUCAUCUGGGAGGGAACCUUCAAUAUUGACAUACUGAAUGAGCAGUUCAGGCUUCAGAAUACCACGAUUGGACUGACUGUGUUUGCCAUCAAAAAGUAUGUGGUAUUCCUGAAGCUGUUUCUGGAGACGGCAGAGCAGCACUUCAUGGUGGGACACAAGGUCACCUACUAUGUCUUCACUGACCGGCCAGGUGAUGUUCCACAGGUGCACCUGGGGACAGGACGGCGUCUGGUUGUGCUAACUGUGCGCAAUUACAGCCGCUGGCAGGAUGUGUCCAUGCAUCGGAUGGAGAUGAUCAGCCAUUUCUCAGAGCAGCGCUUUCUGCAUGAGGUGGAUUACCUGGUCUGUGCAGAUGUGGACAUGAAGUUCCGUGACCACGUGGGCGUGGAGAUUCUCUCAGCGCUCUUUGGCACCCUGCAUCCUGGCUUCUACAAUAGCAACAGGGGAGCUUUUACCUAUGAGCGCCGGCCAAAGUCCCAGGCUUACAUCCCCUGGGAUGAGGGAGACUUUUACUACAUGGGGGCCUUCUUUGGGGGGUCAGUGGUAGAGGUGCACCAUCUCACCAAGGCCUGCCAUGAGGCUAUGGUGGAGGACAAGGCCAAUGGCAUUGAGGCUGUGUGGCAUGACGAGAGCCAUUUGAACAAGUACCUGCUCUACCAUAAGCCUACAAAAGUGCUGUCCCCAGAGUACAUGUGGGACCAGCAGCUGAUGGGCUGGCCAUCCAUCAUGAAGAAGCUGAGAUAUGUAGCUGUGCCCAAGAACCAUCAGGCAAUCAGGAACUGAUAGCUGCGUUCCCACUGGAGAGGCCAGGCCUAUAGCCAGGGCACAUGAGGCUGGGUUGGAACUGGAAGGAUUUGAGAGACAUUGCUAAGUGUCACCCUCCACCCCACCACAGAGUCCAGCAGGCCCAGCGCCACUUGGCUAGCCACACACUUGGGUCCGUCCCUGGAGUAUCAACCACCUUCAGCUCCCCCUGUGUGCCUAAGCUCCUUGUAUUCAGUGAUAUGGUAGACACAGACUUCAGAACGUGGGCAAAA